AUGGGCAAAAUUGACCAUCUAGCCAAAAACACUGUUAACGAAUUUGUAAGGAAUGGAAAUCAUAAUGUGUCUAAUGUUUAUAAUAAAAAAUUAAUAUAUAUUAGUAAACCUACACAUGGAAGUUUUAUUUAUUGGAAUAUAAGAAAUUUUAUAUCAUUAUUUAAAAAGAAAACAAAACGUUGUGCUAGAUAUUUAGAUUUAAAUCAUGACUUUUCACGAGCUGCUUUAGUUGGGGUGCCCAAAACAAAUUUCGAUCCAAAAAAUAAUAUUUUCUAUAUACAAAUGGACAAUGAAGAGUGGGCAGGUAUAGGAAGUAAAAUGAUGUUAAAUAUUUCGAUGAACAUUUUGUUUUAUUUACAUAUAUCCUUUUGGAUGUAUUUCAUAUAUUAUAGAAUGUUAGUAAAUAAUAAAUUCAGUGUAUUUAGUAAAUGGCAAAACAAGGAAUAA
Messenger RNA from Plasmodium gaboni, 447 nucleotides. RefSeq lists its product as hypothetical. The record is from RefSeq and is a predicted model, not a curated record. The transcript is spliced from 2 exons. NCBI's taxonomy places the organism in Eukaryota, Apicomplexa, Aconoidasida, Haemosporida, Plasmodiidae. The coding region runs from base 1 to 447 and encodes 148 amino acids.